AGUAUUUCUUCAAUCUAUUGAUUGAAGCGUUGCUUUCACUGUGCUGGAGGGGACGUCCUUGAGUAUAUUGGGUUGUCUGGACGCCGAAGAUUCGGAAACGAACCAAUUAUGUUGGCGCCUCAACCUGGGCCAAUCUCAAUACGCAUCAUCCGCUCUUCUGGGAGAUUUUCCGCCAUAGCAUUUUCUUCCACGUUGCCGUGCCAUUGUUUCCCCUCGCGUUUGCAGUUUAUUGAGCCUCUGGUUCCCAUGGCUUUUAAUUCAAGGGAACCACUGCAUUUGGCAGGGAAUCGCAAAGCCAGCCACAGCAAAAGUAGAAAUGUCCACCACAAGCGAAGCAUUUUCGAAAUUCAAGCCUCAAGCUCAAGCUCAAGCUCUUCCUCCGACACCGAUCUGGUCUUGGUUAGCUCUUUGAUCACCGUCACAUUGGCGGUAGCUAAUCGAGUGCUUUACAAGCUCGCCCUGGUUCCCAUGAAGGAUUUCCCCUUUUUCCUGGCUCAGUUUACAACUUUUGGGUAUGUAAUUAUAUAUUUUACUAUCUUGUAUAUACGAUAUCGGGCUGGCGUUGUGACACGCGAUAUGAUGGCCAUUCCGAAAUUGCGCUUCUUGGCAGUUGGUUUUCUUGAAGCUUUGGGAGUGGCUACUGGGAUGUCUGCUGGAGCCAUACUCCCUGGACCUGCCAUACCCAUAUUGAAUCAGACAUUUUUGGUUUGGCAACUAAUAUUUUCAACCCUCCUCUUGGGUAGAAGAUACUCAAUCAACCAAAUUGCUGGGUGCCUACUUGUAGCCACUGGUGUCGUGGUGGCUAUUGCAAGUGGGUCUAAUGCAGGUCAGAUGUUAUCUGAAGUUGAGUUUUUUUGGCCAGCAUUGAUGAUAGUUUCUAGUGCUUUUCAAGCUGGUGCAUCUAUAAUCAAGGAGUCUAUUUUUAUUAAUUCUGCCCUUCAACUUAAGGGAAAAUCACUAGACAUAUUUGUGGUCAAUUCCUUUGGAUCUGGGUUUCAGGCUCUUUUUGUUCUUCUCCUUCUACCAUUUCUUUCUAAUUUGAAAGGGAUACCUUUUCUUCAACUUCCUUCAUAUUAUAAACGCGCUGCUGGUUGCUUUCUAAAUACAGGAGCUGAUACAAUAGAUGUUUAUGCCUUAGGUUGCGAUGGGGCUCCCUUCCUUCCGCUACUUUACGUCGUUAUGAAUUUGGCAUUCAACAUAUCAGUGCUUAAUGUAGUCAAAGUUUCUUCUGCAGUUGUUGCUUCACUUAUGGUAAUGUUGUCAGUUCCAAUUUCAGUUUAUAUUCUUUCCCUUCCACUGCCAUAUCUUCCUGGGGGAACAACCUUCAGCCCGUUUUUUCUGCUUGGCUGUGCGAUUCUCGUAUGUGGUCUUGCUCUGUACAACGCAACGCAACUUUUCAAGCGUGGUUCUAAGGCUGACUAAAAGCUGAUCCCUUCCAUGAAAUCAGUGCUCGGAGCGGAGAAAUAACCGGUGCUCUGGUUAUAGGCGCAGUGAAAUAUAAUUUUUUUUGAACCACAUAACAUCCAUCUUGUAUAUAUCUUAACUAGCAAUUCGCCCGCGGAAUGCUUUCUAUCAUUUCAUUUCAUAUUGAAAUAUUUUGAAAUAAAUAAUAUUUAAUAAAAUGGUAUUUUUUUGGGUUAA
Neltuma alba is the source of this 1641-nucleotide messenger RNA. RefSeq names its product protein CLT2, chloroplastic. The transcript is spliced from 10 exons. NCBI's taxonomy places the organism in Eukaryota, Viridiplantae, Streptophyta, Magnoliopsida, Fabales, Fabaceae. The record is from RefSeq and is a predicted model, not a curated record. The coding region runs from base 109 to 1422 and encodes 437 amino acids.